Aethina tumida (small hive beetle) is the source of this 4373-nucleotide messenger RNA. RefSeq names its product kinesin heavy chain-like. The transcript has 9 exons. Gene Ontology annotation, biological process: microtubule-based movement. NCBI's taxonomy places the organism in Eukaryota, Metazoa, Arthropoda, Insecta, Coleoptera, Nitidulidae. The record is from RefSeq and is a predicted model, not a curated record. Gene Ontology annotation, molecular function: ATP binding; plus-end-directed microtubule motor activity; microtubule binding. Gene Ontology annotation, cellular component: microtubule; kinesin complex. Bases 331 to 4017 code for a protein of 1228 amino acids.
UGAAAAAAAUCUAAAAAUAUCACCCCUUUAACACCCCUGCAGGUGAACCAGUGCCGCCUCAAGAAAAAAAAAAAACAUUUCCAACCAAUUAGUGGGGUAUGCAGUCCACAAAAUUAGAACCAAGCGGCGCUGCAGCUAAGCAACAUCUACAUAGACUCUGGAUGCUGCCCAGUGCACGACACGCUGCCUCUUGUGUGUAUGAAAAUAUCUCGUUCUAUCGUAUAAAUAAAACGAAUGGACGAACGUUUUUAGUUUUUCACAAUCGUAUUUUGAUGGAAAUCGUUAUGGAAAAUAACAGUCGGACGUCCUGAUACAAACUGAAGGUGCAACAUGACACAUCUCAAGGUUGCUGUGAGAGUUAGACCACUGUCUCAGAGGGAGACCGACUCAAUAUCUGUGAUAGAUGUAGAAAAUGGAUGCACAAUAGCCAUAACUAACGUUAAGGUACCUGAGCAGAACGCGGGGGACAGCCGGGAACGCACCAGGAGAUUUACCUUCGACUAUGCCUUCGAGGAGACGUCCACCCAAGAUCAGGUGUUCGAGGCCAUCGAAAGUGUCAUCGGCAAAGCAAUCAAGAACAGAUACCACUCUUGCGUUUUGGCCUACGGUCAGAGUUCUUCCGGAAAGACGCACACGAUGAUGGGAUUUCCCCAUGAUCCCGGACUGACGCCCAAGCUGUGCGAAAAAUUGUUCGACUAUUUGGAAGAAACGGCCGUCGGAAAUGAAGUUUCAGAAAUGAAAAUCUCAGUUAGUUACUUGGAAAUUUACAAUGAAAAAGUGAGAGAUCUCCUAUGCCGAGACGUUGAGAAAAAAGUCCACAAACCUCUAAAAGUUAGGGAGCAUCCCAAAAAAGGCCCAUACGUCCAAGGAUUGACGGAGCAUCCAGUCGGAUCAUCGAACGAUCUGAUCGGUUGUCUGGAGAUUGGGAACAAUAGGCGUCGCGUCGCCGCCACCUUCAACAACCCCCGAUCGAGCCGCAGUCAUUCGGUUUUCAGCGUCUGUUACGGGGGUGUGAAGUUGCACCUGGUGGACCUCGCAGGCAGCGAACGAGCCGAACACGGCUGCUAUGGUACAUGUCGUUUUCGAGAAGGUGCCAACAUCAACAAAAGUCUUGUUGCUUUGGGAAAUGUCAUAUCCGCAUUAGCUGAGCAAACGACGACCAACAACAAACAGCGGCUACAACAUCAAGCUCCAAGCCGGUUGAAUCUAAAGAGGCGGUUCGUUCCGUACAGAGAUUCAGUCCUGACAUGGCUGUUAAAAGAUACACUCGCAGGAAACUCAAACACGGUUAUGAUAGCGACGGUAUCGCCAUCGAGCUCCUGUUACAGUGAGUCCGUGAACACAUUGAGGUUCGGGCAAAGAGCCAAACUCAUCCGUUCUCAGCCCGUAUUGCACGUGGAGGACCCCAAUGAAGCCACUAUUCGUGAAUUGAGAGCAGAAAUUGCCCGACUGAGAGAACUCCUCAAACUUCAAAGCCAGUUAACUCCUGUGAAUCUUAAAGACCCAAUGUUUGAAGCUCCGACCACAUUUUCAACAGAAGUUGACGACAAAUUGCCACGUACAAACAAUACAGUUUACGAUAAUGACAGUGGGCUUAAUACGGGAAUAAGUGACACUUCAAGUUGCUCCUCCGUUAAUUUAGAAACUGAUGACAGUGAAAGUGCGAAUCAUUUUCCCGAACUAAAUUUAAGUGACGUAAAUCUUGAAAGUUCCAUAGAACUAACUGAUACCUUAAGUUUAGAGAACAUACCAAAAGUUACUUCCGAUCUCAAGGAAAAUCAGUGUCAAUCAGAAACGAAAUCCGAAGCUAGUAACAAAGAUCAGAUUACCACCGAAACCUUGGUGCCUUUAAUGAACGUAUCAAGUACUGUACAGAACAAAAAACAAAAGCUGCAUCGAACCUUCAGUGUAGACCAGCAAAUCACCAUGGAAAAAGACAAACCAAAAUUGUUUGGCUCCCAUGAGAACAUCCGAAAAGCAAGCGUAUCAUCUCUACCACCGCUUGUACGCAGACAAUCACUAGUAAAGAAUAAAUCUCCAAAGCAAUCGCCAAAAAGGAAGCCUCCUGAGAUCAAUAAAGUCGACAAAGCUAGCACGACUGAGAAAAGUGUUAAGGCAAAAGUUGAUUCCAUAAGGCGACUACCAACUAAGCCUCGAGCUCAAAUGAUAGCGGCCGUGACCAAUCGGCUUUACAGUAAAUCAAAGAAAAAAGAGGUUGCAACAGACACGGACGACAUUAACUCCUAUCAGCUUCCAAAUCCAAGAGAAACGUCCAUUUGCACGAAUGCGAGGUUCAGAUUGAGGGAGCUUACACAAAGGGCUCUGAGAGCCCACAGAAACAAGCAUGUGGAAAUUCAAACAGACAAUUUACCUAUCCUACGUGUCAAAGAAACAUGUACGGACGUGGACGAUCUGAAGGUGGCUUUGCUUGAGAUUAAGGACAGCGAAACUUGCACCGAUCAAAUUUCUAUGGUCGAUAAAUCCACCGACUGCAACCUUAUGAACUAUCAGACAACUGGAAACAAUGGACUUACAAUCAGCAGAUCUUGCGGGGUUCAAGUUAAAGAGGAUAAUGAGAAACCGGGGACUAGCAGUGUGUCGUUUGCUAAAUACUUGACGAACUUACAAGAGCCGACUUACGAAAUAAUAUCGGAGUCGUGUCCGAACAAUCCAAUUUACACCAGUUCAGUGAACAUAAACAUAUCGCACAAUUACAUAAAUAGCAACAGAACAGGUGAUACCAUAUCGGACGAUAGUUUGGAGGAUAGCACACAAAAUGUUAAUUUACCAACACCAGAUUUAAUCAGCAAUCAUAAUUCUCUGGAACAGAAUGCAUUAUCUGGAAACGACGUACCGGUAAACAGUAAUGAUCCGUUGAACGUGAAAUAUGCAGACAUAACGGCUCUACCCAUUACGGCAGAUGAAUGCUUGAAAGAGGACUUUUUCGUUUAUCCUGACGUUUUCCAGGCCACCUGCAAGGUUAGUCCACCAUUAAAAGAACAGAUCACGAAUAUUGACAUACCAAAAAUAUGUGCUGCUGAAAUUUGUUUGCUAAAGAGAUUGGAUGACUAUUGUCAACCCUUCAUAACAGAUGCCCCAACGUUGGCGAAGCCCGUUGUGAUAGAACCGAAAGAAGCGAGUUGUGUAGAAUGUGUGACAGUCAAGGAACCGUUGAUUUUGAAGUCAAUUAUGCGCCAAAUAAACAACUAUCCCGAAAUACAAGACGACAUUACCUCAAACAACUCCAGCAUCGAAGACUCGUGUUGCGAAAUACCCGAUUCUUUAGAGUAUCACAUGGCAAAUAAUAAAAAAGUCCAUUUCCGAAAGGAAAGAAAACAGUCUGACAAUCAGCGAAUGAUAAAAGCCAUGUCUUCGUUCUUGGAGGAAGCCACCACUCUGAUGUCUAACUUAGCAGCUGUUGCAGUAAAAACUGAACGCCCCGUCUCCAGCAUUCAGGACGAAUUCGAUUUACAAGUAACGGUGAACGACAUAUCCGGACUGAAAAGGUUCGCAAACCGACCGAGGAAGGUCAAAAGACAAAAACCUUCCGACCACGCCGAAACACAAACGGAUAAAAUAUUGCAGGGACACAAUUUCACGCAAACUUAUUCGGCUCAAUAUUCCGACAGCUUCACUCAGUACGGCAAGUCGAUUCCCGUAAAUAAAUUCGAGGCGUUGCUCGAGGACUCGUGCAGAAGACUGGGGGAGAAAAUUAAUUUUAUACCGGAGAGAAUGACCUCUUCCGCUUGUUCGCUCCACGAGGAAGUUUCCGACAGGUUGUCGCAACCGUUCUCGUUCAAUCCUUGGGACUUGAGCAGCACUUCGAAUUACGUCGAGGACUCCUCGUUGGAAAGUAAUCCGGUAACUUUUUCGGACUACGGCAGUUUGCCGAGGAGGAGUUACCGAAGACACAGGGCACCGAGUUGCAGUCCGAGCGCUUAUUUAAAGCAGCUGACUUCGUUGCGGAAACAAGUCAUUGAAUCGUCCAGAGAAGAAUUGGUGAACAAUUCAAACUGAUGGACCUCUUUAAUGUGGUGUGUGAAAACUAUUAAUAAUGUAUCUUGGAUAGUGUUGUAAAUUUUCGAUUUGUUUUUGGAAAACAUACUUGUUUAUAAUUAUAUCGACAUUAAGAUUUGUAAAUGAUUUGUGAAAUUAAUUCUAUUUUCAUUUUAAUGAUAGACAUUGCAUUUUUACAACUUUUUAAAUAUUAAAUAUAGAAUUUAAAACUGUUGAUCAAGUUUGUUCGAAAAUAUGUUUUUAUGGUUUACAGGUUUAAAAAUGUAUUUUUGACAAUGUUAAUAUUAAGAAUGGUUUUCUGUGUGUAAAUGUACAUAUUAAAAAUUGUAAUAUUUUUUAUAUUUAUCGUCUUGACA